Molecule: messenger RNA, 423 nt
Organism: Vigna umbellata (rice bean)
Lineage: Eukaryota; Viridiplantae; Streptophyta; Magnoliopsida; Fabales; Fabaceae
Source: RefSeq, a predicted model, not a curated record
ACGGAAACGUAAAAAACAACAAUGAAGUUGUUGAAGACCCUCUUUUGUGUGGUCUUGAUAAUGGCUUUGGCCAUUACUACUCUGUCAGGAACAUCCUUAGAUUGGAAUGAAGAGGUAAAGUCUCUUCGGGGAAGAAGGCGGUUCCUUUCCGAGAAUGGAAGGGUGGCAUUGACAUGUGAAAAGAAUCCGAAGAUAUGUGUUGUUAAAGGUAGUGCAGGGCCUUAUUGCUGCAACAACAAGUGUGUGAAAUUUUCGACAGAUCGACUCAACUGUGGGAGGUGUGGAAAGAAAUGCAGUUUCGGAAAGAUAUGUUGCGAAGGGAAGUGCGUCAACCCUAACACUAACAAGAAGCAUUGCGGCAAAUGUGGCAACAAGUGCAACACCAAAGGUUCUUGUGUUUUGGGGAUGUGCAACUAUGCAUAG